AUGAGAGGAUUUGGAGGUCGCGGUGGCGAUAGAGGUGGCUUCAGAGGAGGCAGAGGAGGAGACAGAGGUGGUUUCAGAGGUGGCCGUGGAGGCGGUGACAGAGGCGGUUUCAGAGGAGGCCGUGGAGGCGGCGAUAGAGGUGGUCGCGGUGGCUUCAGAGGAGGCAGAGGUGGUAAUGGCUUCAAGGGAGGCAGACCAGGUCUCGGAGGUGGAGCUAGAGUCAUUGUUGAACCCCAUGAGAGAUUCGGAGGAGUGUUCAUCUUGAGAGGAAAAGAUGACGCCCUACUUUCCAAGAAUCUAGUGCCAGGCGAGAGCGUCUACAACGAGAAGAGAGUUUCAGUUGACAACAAGGAAUCUGGAGAAAAGGUCGAGUAUAGAGUAUGGAACCCAUUCAGAUCCAAGUUGGCUUCAGCCAUCGUUGGAGGUAUCGAAAAUAUCUACAUGAAACCAGGCAGCAAGGUGCUCUAUUUGGGAGCAGCCUCAGGUACUACUGUAUCUCACGUUGCUGAUCUAGUUGGACCAGAGGGAGCUGUAUACGCAGUUGAAUUCUCUAAGAGAAGUGGAAGAGAUCUUGUUAACAUGGCCAAGAAGAGAACCAAUGUCAUUCCCAUCAUUGAAGAUGCUCGUCACCCUCAGAAAUACAGAAUGCUCGUUCCAAUGGUCGACGUCAUCUUCGCUGAUGUCGCCCAGCCAGAUCAAGCUAGAAUCUUAGGACUCAACGCUGCUAUGUUCGUUAAGAAUAGAGGUCACUUCGUUAUUUCUAUCAAGGCCAGUUGUGUUGACUCAACCAAGGCUCCAGAGAUAGUCUACGCUCAGGAAAUCGAAAGACUAAAGGAAGAGAAAUUCAGACCAGUCGAGAGAAUCUCUCUUGAACCAUAUGAACGUGAUCACAUCGUCGUUUCAGGUGUGUACAGACCUGCCCCAGAGGAUUUCCCCUCAGACAAUAUCAAGUGA
Messenger RNA from Stylonychia lemnae, 954 nucleotides. Lineage: Eukaryota; Ciliophora; Spirotrichea; Sporadotrichida; Oxytrichidae. The record is from the annotation of a GenBank genome assembly.